Molecule: messenger RNA, 7016 nt
Organism: Cherax quadricarinatus
Lineage: Eukaryota; Metazoa; Arthropoda; Malacostraca; Decapoda; Parastacidae
Source: RefSeq, a predicted model, not a curated record
AUGGGUUGGCACUGGCAACACCUGAGGCUCCCGCUGGCACCAGGCAGACUCACUGGAGCAGUGAGGCAGGAAAUUACCUCCAGCCUCCACCACAAACUUCAUUGUGGUCUCCGCAUUAAAGAGCCACAGGUGGUAAAGAAGAGCACGUCUUCCAGUACACAGACGUGUCCACACAUUCAGCGGGUGUUCACUGAGCCUGGCAAUGUCACCAUAGCUUGCAUGAUGCAAACCUUUAAAGCAGAGAGCACGGAGGUGGCGCUCAUGUACGACGCUGUGCAGCUCUUCGCUAAGGCGCUGGACGACCUGGAUCGCUCCCGUCACAUCGACGUCACACCGCUGGAGUGUGACGGAGACGUCACAUGGGUGCAUGGCAACUCCCUCAUCAACUACAUGAAGUGGGUGCAGGUCAACGGACUCACAGGGCUUAUCAAGUUUGAUACGGAAGGAUUCCGACGUGACGUGACGCUCGACAUUGUGGAACUGACGAAGGAUGGUCUGACCCGCGUUGGCAGGUGGGACCCUGGGAGUGGAGCCAACUACACGAGGUCGUACAGUGAGGUGCAGCAAGGCAUCGUGGAGAGUCUCCAGAACAAGACUCUCAUGGUUACCAGCAUCCUCGCUGCACCUUACAACAUGCUGAGGGAAACGUCAGUGCAGAUGACUGGCAACGACCGCUACGAGGGCUUCUGUGUAGACCUCAUCCAAGAGAUCUCUGAAGUGUUGGGCUUCAACUACACCAUCAGGAUCGCUGCCGAUGGCUCUCAUGGCAAGUAUGACGAUAAGAAGAAACGAUGGAACGGCAUGAUUGGAGAACUCUUAGAUCAGAACAUGGUGGAGUACUAUCACCAUCCUUGGAUGAACCUGGGUAUCACUAUACUAUACCGAAAGCCGACAAAGAAGCCUCCCAACCUGUUCAGCUUUCUGUCGCCGCUGUCACUGGACGUCUGGCUCUACAUGGCUACAGCCUACCUUGCUAUCUCUCUACUCCUCUUCGUGUUGGCAAGGUUCUCGCCCUACGAGUGGUCCAACCCACACCCGUGCGACCAGUCCCCAGACAAACUCGACAAUGAAUUUUCUCUCCUCAACUGCCUCUGGUUCUGCAUCGGUUCCCUAAUGCAACAGGGAGGAGAUCUCCUGCCGAAGUUAAGUCCCUAUGAAUGGAUCGAAUCCUAUCCGUGCAGACAAGAGGAAGACAGAACUAGGGAAAAUCAGUAUAAUCUCUUCAAUUCUCUCUGGUUUACAAUGGGCAGCCUACUACAGCAAGGCACAGAGCAGCAGCCCAAGGCCGUGUCCACCCGCAUCGUGGCUGGUAUCUGGUGGUUCUUCACACUCAUCAUGAUCUCCUCCUACACUGCCAACCUGGCCGCAUUCCUCACCGUGGAGCGCAUGGAGUCGCCCAUAGAGUCGGCCGAGGACCUGGCCAAGCAGACCAGGAUCAAGUAUGGCUCCCUCUACGGGGGCUCUACCUGGGAUUUUUUCGCUAAUUCCAAGAUGCCAACUUACCAGAGAAUGUUCAGCUUUAUGGAGUCUCAAAAUCCAUCGGUUUACACCAAAUCUAACGAGGAGGGAGUGAAGAGAGUUCAGAAGGGUGACGGGCAGUACGCCUUCAUGAUGGAGUCCUCCAGUAUAGAGUACAUCACGGAGAGGUACUGUGAUCUUACGCAAGUUGGCGGACCACUCGACUCCAAGAGCUAUGGCAUCGCACUCCCUCCAGGCUCACCCUUCACGAACGCCAUCUCUGGGGCAAUACUGAGCCUGCAAGAGGGAGGCAAACUGCAGGCUCUGAGGACGCGCUGGUGGAAGCACAAAAAGGGAGGGGGGCAGUGUAAAGACGACGAGUCUAAGAGCUCUUCCAAAGCCAACGAACUGGGCCUCAACAACGUCGGUGGCGUCUUCGUGGUGCUCCUCGCCGGUAUGGGUCUCGCUUCCGUCGUCGCUGUCUGCGAGUUUGUCUGGAAGUCAAGAAAGUUGGCUACUGAAGAACACGCUUCCGUUUGGACAGAAAUGAGUAAGGAACUCAAGUUCGCUCUCUCGUGUGACUCGUCUUCCAAGCCGGUGAGGAAGAAGCCACCUGAGCACGAGAACGGACCAUCAUACCUCUCCAUCAACACCUGCGGCUCCACCUUCACAGCUUCCCAGUAUUCCUUCUCAUCCAAGGAUCCAGUCCCAUGACAGCUACCGGAACCAUCUAGCCAGGAGGAGAUCCCCACACCUCCGCUGGUGGCCGCCCGUAGCUGCCAAUCCAUUGACCGCAUCUCCCGCCGGUCCGCCCCGCCAGCCACCCCGGACUCAACACCCGAGGUGAAGGAGGACGGGGGACUGCAGUCUCCAGAUCUACCCUUUCAGUUGAUAUCCACAGUAUGACGCUAGGGUAGUCUAAGUCACCGUCAGUCACCACUUCACUCAGCCAUCACUCACAUUGCUCGCACUCACUUCUAGGCGUGACAAAAGAUACGACCUCUUAUGAAUCUUAAUAUUUUCAAUGUUUGCCAAGUGAUACUAUGAGACGAUUGCCCUUUGUUUAUAUUUCGUCUGCCAGAGUCCACGAAUAUUUUGAUGAUUGACAGUGUGGUGCUUGCACGCUGGUGUAAGCUAGUGUGUACAGAUUUUUUUUUAAUUUGCAAGCACUCACGAACGCGCACGCGCGAACACACACACACGCACACACACACACACACACACACACACACACACACACAGGGCCAGGAGCUGGGAACCAACCUCUCGCAAACAUAAAUCGGUGAGUCCUCACACAGUCGCACCUGAUACAGUCACAUCACUGCUAUAAGUAGAUUUCCUCAGGACACGAUGUUAAAAAAGUUUUUUUUUGUUUAUUCAGAUAUUACUUGUCUGUUUUGAAUGCUUGUGUGUCAUCCAUAAGAGUGGCGGCUGCGGUGGCAUCAGUGGUGGCACUGGCGGCGGCGGUAUCGGCGGCGGCGGCAUCGCAUACCAAAAUAUCAUCAUUCUCAUGUUCAUAAUGUGACAUUAGUUAAAAAUACUUUAGUUUGCAUUUUUUUCAUUCAUUUAGAAACUAUUAAGCCGAUACAUUUACUUGGAAAGUGAAUCAAGGGAUGUGAAGGUGUAAUAGUUUAUAUAACCGACAACUUGAAGAAUGAGGCACUUGUGCAAUAUCUUCGAAUCUUUAUUGAGGAAACGUUUCGUCACAGAGUGGUUUCAUCGGUCCAAUAGAGAAAAACUGUGUAAAAAGAGGAGGAGUUUGAGGUAAUCAGUUCCUCAACCUGGAAUCGAUCAGUGGAAGCAGGAGGAGGCGGAGUCACAGUGGAACCAUUCACUAGGGUAAGUAGGUUUUGUCCAUAGGUUGGACAAGUGAAGAUAGUAUUACAAAGCGCAGCUCACUCACAGGACCUUACAAAUAGUGUGUGAACACCGAGGACAACACUCCACGCACUAAUAUACCCAGUGCGCUAAUGUGCGCCACAGGAAGUCAAUAUCUGCAGCACAAUAAUUAUGUCAAGAUAAACUGCACUUUAGACAGUGUUGGACUGUCAAGUGAGCUAAGUAUGGUAACGGUUUUUAGCUAGUAAAUUGAUCUGUAGAAAAAAUCAUUGGAGAAAGUUGGGAAUCUUCAGAUGCUGAUUAGAUCUUCAUAAAAGUUAAACUGAAUCUUUAUAAAGUUAGAGAUCAGUGUUGUUGGUAGAGAAGAUAAUAUGGGGUAAGUUACUAAACCACGUGAAAAACUGUGACUUUAUUGUAAAAGUAAUUAUUUUAUUAUAUUCAUGUUAAGUGCUAAACCCAUUCAGCACAGGAAUUGGUGGAGAGUUGAUGCGUCAUCUGCUCAUUAUAUUAUAAUUAUGGAGGAGCGCUUAACCCGUAGGAUUAUACAGGGCAUGUGGGGGAGGGGGGUAGAAGGUAUUCAAGCUCAGUUCAGGGAACCGGAGUACAGAUCCAAUUCCCCAGAUCAAGAGCCCCUCACCAGCGUCAAGGAAUCUCCCUUGAGGGGCGUCAUCUGCUGAGCGCAAGACAGACGCGUUUACUAUUUUUAAUCACUUAGUUGUCGCAUGGGCUUAGAACGUGGAGAAUCCUACGUAAGUUACUGCAAUUCAAUGACGAGAUGACAGACCAACAACAAAGAGACAGAUGGACAAACUGCUUUUUCCUGGACUGUCAAAAAGCAUUUGACACAGCAUCCUCACAGGAGAUGGAUAUACAAUUUAGAUAACCACGAUGGAGUAACCAGGAGGAUAAGCAUAUGGAUAAGAAAAUACUAAAAAAACAGACGACAUAAUCAGUGAGAAGAGUGUUAGGAUAGAAAUAACAAUGGAGUGCUACAAUAUACAGUACCUGGACCUCUAACGUUUCUCAUAAACAUUAAUUAUCAUCCCGUUAAAACACUCAUAUAUGUGUGACAUGAAUAAGCUCAUGGAUAGUAACUUAACAGUAAGAUAUUAAAGGAAAACCUGAGCUAACUACAGGGAUUGUACAAUUCGGGAGACAUAAGCAACUUAUACACUCAGUAAGAACAUUAUACUACACCAUUCGCCUGAGACCCAGAUAAACUUAACAGUGGUAUAUGUAAAACUGGUAAAUAUGGAAAAACCUUUAGGAUUUUGAACUGGAAAUCAUCCCGUUCGCUGUACAUAGUAUAUGUAACACGUUUAUUAAAGAACGUGGCGCCACUGUGGCAUCAUCUCAAGAAAAAACCUUGACAGUGUUCAAAAGAUUACUACAUAGCUGGUCUCAGAGCAACAAGGCUGGGAUAUAAAGACAUGAUUCAUUAAAUGCAGAAAAAGAUACACAAGGAAAUUCAUAAACCAAAUUUUCAAUACCUUUUCGUUUAAUUCACCAUCUGAGAAUGCUGAGUGAAAGCCAGCAGAAGCUACCAAGAGUCGUUGUUAGUAAAAUGGAAGAACUCCUUAUCUGAACUUUUUUUCGUAAGCGAUACCUUAAAACACUGUGUAUGUGCAUAAUUUUCUUUUAGAUUGUAUUAAUAUUUUAUGUGCGCAAAUAUUGUAAGGCAUCAUUUACCAAGGUUCAGACCUUGAGUUUACCCUUACUAUCCACAAUGAUCUUGUAAAUAUAAAUGAAAGUGAUGUUAAAUGACCUGAAAGAUGUGGUAAGCUCUUCAAGACAAUCUAACCUUUUUCUUUUUUAAUUUAUCGCUGAUUAUAUUGGCAAUAGAGGAUCUGACUUAUACAUACCCAUACUUAGAUUAAAAUGUUACCGCUUAAUAUAUUUAUAAAAAAAAAUGGUAUUUUUAACACCAGGAUAAGCACUGUCAAAGCUAUUAGUGGAGACUUUCCCUUGCAUGAACACAGCAUCUACAGUUGACUUGAACAGAUUCUGUGUUUAUGUUGCUUAAUAUGAGUAGUAAGGUUUUAUACGAGAUUUUAUGACAACUGGUAUCGAUCUAAAGUGAUAUUUUUGUAGACUUCAUUUUCCUAUAAAAAUCACAUUGUAUGAAUCCUGUAAUCAUUACUUCUAUGCUAACGUUGGUAUUUUACUGUGGCUUAGCAUCGUAAAGUGAAGGUGACACCACAAGUGAAAGUUGGGUAUUUGCUAUACUUUCUCGGUAUUGAUAAGUAUAUUGCGUUGCAGUGUCUGACAGUGUGAAUAUGAUGGUAUACCAGACAAGUUGUGUUAGUAUUGUGUACCAUUAUAUUCCUUGGUCUUCUUGGUGGGUUCCCGUUUUCUGUUCGCACAACAAUACGCAUUGGAUCUAUCCUUUUAUCUAUUCUUUUAAGAACAUACGAAGGAAAAAGUACUGCAACACGCCUAAUGGCCCAUGUAGGCAGGUGCAAGUCACACCCACUCAAGAAGGAAGAAGCACUGCAGCAGGCCUACUGGCCCAAGUUGGACAGGUCUAACUCGGUUAAAUUUGGAUAAAUUAACCUAACCUAAAUAACGUGUGAAGAGAUUACCUGAAGCCUAUACAGUAAAAAAAAAAUACCUACGUUAGCGCGAAGAGCGCAGGUUGGAAUCCAAACUUAGAACAUAAGCCGUAGUCAAGUUUGUGAGUUGUCUCGAGUAACUUGUGGGAGUUAACUAGUAAGAUCAGUCCCAUCCUUCAUGCCAGUAACUGCUAGGAAAAAAUAUAUAACAUUUUCUCGCAACUAGAGAAGCAGACGAGCUGAAAUUAAUGUACAUUAAUUUGAAACAGAAGUUGUUUUCUAUCAUGUAAUUUUUUCUGACUCCGCAAUAAAUGGUAUAUUGAUAUAUUGAGGAAUUUUGUACUGAGAUUUUUAAUGCAUGGAUAUUUUAUACCACUUUAGGGUAAUAUUGUCCAGGUGAUGAGGCGUGUGGAAUGCUCGUCACCUUGCACUGAGUGUCAGCUACACGGGGAAAGUGAAUGAUCACAUGUUACACUGUCAUUACAUGUGACAUGUAUAUACACAUGCAAUAAGAUCACAGUAAACAGGUGAUUUCACAACAUGCAAAACAACCACUGAGAAAAGAAUAGUGAAAUUCCAGUCAUUACAGGUCCUUGAUAAUGUGAGAAAUCACGAAAGUUCUUGAAAUUUCAUAAUUUUUUCACGGUGGUUAUUUUGUAUACACACACAUGUUGAAUGUUUGGGUAUGAAGACAAUGUGCAAAACAAACUACCAUUAGGGUAACGCUUUGCGAAACGUUGACCCAAUAAAAAAAAAGCUUGCUAUGGUGAACACAGUAGCGAGAUUACCCACUGAUAGUGAAAAACACCAAUGCAAUGGAUUUUUUUUUUUUUUUUGUACAGCUUUUCACUAAACAUUUGACUGUAUCGAGUACUUUAAUAAGGCCAGUGUUUUGUGUAACGCUGUACAAAUAAAGGACUCCACUGCAGCUGUGUGUCUCUCGCCAAACUCUUGUUGUCUUCACACCCGUCCCUGUUGGCAUUAUGCUUAUACAUCCAUGUUGAAUGUUGUUUAAUGUUGUAUAUUACCCAGGAGAAGAUUUUUUUACAUAACUUACUGAUAUAUCUUACAAACGUCACGAGCUAUAACUUGCAUGUUAGAUAUUAUCCUUCUAGACAGAGGAAAGUGUAGAUUGUUAACAGAUCAUUAAAAAGUAAUACUAUUAAA